AUGUCUCUCAUUGUACACAAUGUUGUUGAUUUAGUUUCAUUUGAAAAAUAUCCAGAUAAUGAGUAUAAAUAUAUUGCACAUCUUCGUGAUCACUUCACGUGGUUUUCAUGGACAUGUCCAUUACACACCAAGAAGGCAUCAGAAGUUGCUGCAUUUUUAUUUUCAGUCUUUACUGUUUUUGGUCCUUCUUAUAUUUUACAAAGUAAUAAUAAAUCUCAAGGUUCAGUUAAAAGUUCAAACAAGACUUUAAAAAAUGCUCUUUCAACAUGGAUGAAAGAUAACAAUAGAAGGGAUUGGAGCAUUGGUCUUCCUAUAGUCACAUAUGCUAUGAAUAUUCAUUGCUUUAGACCUACUCAUUAUACAUCAUAUGAGUUAGUUUUUGGACAACAUCCAUUAUGCUACUUUAACAUGAUCAAGAAAUGGAAGCAACAUAAUGUCAAUAUGGAAGAAGGCUUAUCAGAAG
This is a messenger RNA of Cetraspora pellucida, 463 nucleotides long. The record is from the annotation of a GenBank genome assembly. NCBI's taxonomy places the organism in Eukaryota, Fungi, Glomeromycota, Glomeromycetes, Diversisporales, Gigasporaceae.